AUGGAUUUUCAAUUAUCUCAAAAUAAGGGUUUGACUUCACUGCACCUACCACCAGUGACAAUUGAAGCUAAUGUGAACGAGGAGCAGAAGGUGAAGGAUCCGCCGGCGUAUAUGACAAUGGUGGAUCCUUUUCUAGUUGAGGCGCUACAAAAUCCUCGUCAUCGUCUAACCAUUCUGCGAAUGGAACUCGAUAUACAAAAGUUCUUGCAGAAUUCUGAUCUGCAACAAUUUGAGUUUCCACACUUCCCUACAUCAUACCUUCGUCUUGCUGCACACCGUGUAGCUCAACACUAUUGUUUGCAGACUAUGGUUCAGGAUAACGUCAUAGAUGGCCAGGGAAUCCGUAUUUUGGUCAUAAAGAAACCAGAAAGUAAGUUCCCUGUUGUCUGUUUAUCGGAUGUACCAGCUAAACAGUCAGAAAAUGAAAAACUUGAUCAAGUAAAGAUUGUGAUAAAGCCAAGGCAUUCUAAGGCUUCCUCAAAUGAGAUCAAUGGAAUGGGGCUUAAGCGCAGUCCUGUUAGAACUGUGGAAGAGAGGAAGGAGGAGUAUAACAGAGCACGAGCUCGUAUUUUCAGUAGUCCAAGUAGUUCUGGUCCAGAAUACGCAUUUGCUCAGGUUGCUUCUGUUGUGAAUAAUUUGAAUGUAGUUGAAAAUGAAGUUUCAAGGAACUUGGAUGUCGAUGAGGACAAAAGCAGUAGCAACAGGGACAUUGGUAGUUCUUCUAGAGUAGCCAUUUUUAGGGACAGGGAGAAGGAUCUUACUGACCCUGAUUAUGAUCGCCGUUAUGAUAGAUAUGUUAAAAACGUCCCAAGCACUCAACAUUUCAGCUUAGCACCUUUUAAUAUGCAGAAAUUCCAGCCUCCAUUUGUGCAAUACGAUUCUGUUUUUCCUCAGCUGAGUCAGAUGCCAGUAGCUCAAGCUCCCAUCAAUUAUCAAACCCCAAUCAUGAGUCCAUAUUGUGCCAUGGGAUUGAAUCAGAUAUCUCGGGAUGCUUUAUAUGUGCAGUGGCCAAGUCAGUCCAUGAUGUAUGCACGAUCUAAUGAUCAGCCGAGAGAUGCCUUUUGUCAGGUUCCCUUCUGUCAGCAGCCCCUAAGUUUUGAUUAUUCCCAGAACCAUAGAUGA
Fraxinus pennsylvanica is the source of this 1122-nucleotide messenger RNA. NCBI's taxonomy places the organism in Eukaryota, Viridiplantae, Streptophyta, Magnoliopsida, Lamiales, Oleaceae. The record is from the annotation of a GenBank genome assembly.